This is a messenger RNA of Penicillium cinerascens, 1602 nucleotides long. RefSeq lists its product as uncharacterized. Gene Ontology annotation, molecular function: IgE binding. Bases 1 to 1602 code for a protein of 533 amino acids. NCBI's taxonomy places the organism in Eukaryota, Fungi, Ascomycota, Eurotiomycetes, Eurotiales, Aspergillaceae. The transcript has a single exon. The record is from RefSeq and is a predicted model, not a curated record. Gene Ontology annotation, cellular component: extracellular region.
AUGCUGUGGAACACAUCUCUACUUCUCCUCUUGGCAAGCGCCGACUACGCGAUGGGAUCCCAUGGCCGACACCAUGCGCACCGCCAUCGCGCGCGUAACUACAUCAAGCCUGUUGUUGACAUGAUGGAGCCACGGAAUUUAGCCGGGGCAGAUGCACCCUUGCCCAUAAAGGUGCAUACCAAGGUCCAAACUAUCAUCAAGACCGUGUUUGAAAAGUGUGUGCCGACAAACACUGGCUUGACCACGAAGGUUCUGGACAGCUUUGUUCCUGAGCCAACCCAAUCAAAGCCACCGAAGCCAGAGCCAGUGAUGCCAGCGCCUACACACUCUCAAAACACAAACACUGGCUUGACCACGAAGAUUCUGGACAGCUUUACUCCUGAGCCAACCCAAUCAAAGCCACCGAAGCCAGAGCCGGUGAUUCCAGAGCCGAUGAUGCCAGAGCCUACACACUCUCAUAACACAAACACUGGCUUGACCACGAAGAUUCUGGACAGCUUUACUCCUGAGCCAACCCAAUCAAAGCCACCGAAGCCAGAGCCAGUGAUGCCAGCGCCUACACACUCUCAAAACACAAAAGCUCCUCCCACUCAUUCUGAAAUCAAGGAGCCUCAACCCACGGCUUCUGACGAAAUUACCACCAUUCAUAUUCGCAAGACAAAAACCGUAACGACUACUGUCACUGCCACCGCGCCGGCCGUCAAAGUUAGUCCCGAUGUCACUGCCACAUCCUCAACCGGCACAUCAGUCGAAGGACAACCGAUUCCAGAUGCCACGAAGACAGACAACGCACCCAACAUUAUCCCGACCCUCGAAAAUCUGCCAGGUCAGCUGCCAGGAGAUCUGAUGCAGAUUCUUCCCGGAGAAGCAACCGUGGUCCCAGUACCUCAGCUCCCCAACCUAGGCCAAGUCCUCUAUCCCGGCGGCCAAGCAGUCCCCUCAAACCUAGACUGGACUGCCGUCCCCAAAGGACACUUCUCUGCCAAAGGGUUUGGCGGCCAGAGCUCAUCGUCCGGAAGCGAAAUCCACUAUAAGGGGAAUGUUGGCAAACCCUGGGGCAGCAACAUCAUCUCCGUCAGCCCCGCUGAGGCCCACCGCUACAAGUACGUAGCCAAAUUUACCGGCUCAAACACCAAGCCCUGGACGGUGACAAUCUGGAACAAAGUCGGCCCCGACGACAAAAUCGAUGGCUGGUACGGACACUCCGCACUGACAUUUGUUCUCAAACCCGGCGAGACUCACUACGUUGCCUUCGACGAGGACUCUGAGGGAGCAUGGGGUGCAGCGCCGGGCACGAAGGGCCUCCCAAAAGAUAGCUGGGGCGGGUAUACAUCUACCUGGGGCGAAUUCAGUUUCGGGGAUGGUGAAAAUAGCGGCUGGUCUGGGUGGGAUGUCUCGGCUAUUCAGGCUCAGCUCGCACAUCACUAUGUCCAGGGUAUGCGCAUCUGUAUGGCUGAUGGGAGGGGAUGUUCUAGUAUUACGCCCCAGGCUAAGAAGGUCGUUGAUGCUUACACCGAGUCUAAGCGCCAUCACGACGGGAUUGGCGGGGCUGCGUCGCCUGGGCCUGUGAGGUUGGUGGUCGAUAUUGACUACCAAGGGUAA